Molecule: messenger RNA, 3228 nt
Organism: Acanthopagrus latus (yellowfin seabream)
Lineage: Eukaryota; Metazoa; Chordata; Actinopteri; Spariformes; Sparidae
Product: carbohydrate-responsive element-binding protein
Exons: 17
Coding region: 62-2893 (943 amino acids)
Biological process (GO): regulation of transcription by RNA polymerase II
Cellular component (GO): nucleus
Molecular function (GO): RNA polymerase II cis-regulatory region sequence-specific DNA binding; DNA-binding transcription factor activity, RNA polymerase II-specific; protein dimerization activity
Source: RefSeq, a predicted model, not a curated record
GAGUCAGUUGAGGAGAAAGUUCACCGUUGGACGGUCAGUCAACCCUGAGUGAGAGCGCACCAUGGCGGGCGAAGGCAGAGUUUGUUCAGCCGGGCGCAGCGAGCUCCACGACUCCUCGGACUCGGACUCGGAGGCGGAGGUGGAGCCCGCUCGGGCGGUCGGCGCCGGGCCGUCGUCCUCCUCCUCCUCCGGCGCCUUACCCGGCACGCAGGUCAUCCACAGCGGACACUUCAUGGUGUCGUCGCCCCACAGCGACUCCGCGCCGCGCCGGAGGAGGAGCGGCGGCUCCCACAGAUACGACUUCGACACGGUGAACAGGACGUGGUGCCAGACGUACCGUUACGGGCCGCUCAGCUCCGGGAGCCUGAGCAUCGACCCCACUCUGACCCGCCUGUUCGACUGCAUGUCCCUGGCCUACAGCGGUAAGAUAGUCUCUCCUAAGUGGAAGUCUUUCAAGGGGCUGCGGCUGCUGUGGAGGGAUAAGAUCCGUCUGAACAAUGCGAUCUGGAGAGCUUGGUUCAUUCAAUAUGUGGAGAAGAGGAAGAGCCCAGCAUGUGGGUUCGUCACACCGCUGGAGGGCUCGGAAGCAGAUUCACAUCGAAAGCCGGAAGCGAUCGUGUUAGAGGGAUGCUACUGGAAGCGAAGGAUCGAGGUGGUGAUCAAGGAGUAUCACAAAUGGAGGAUCUACUAUAAGAAGAGGCUUCAGAAAAAGAAGGAUGAUAUUCUAUCAAUGCUACAAGAGGGUCAGAUCUGCCAGGCCAAGCUGGAGAAAUGGUCUAAUCAGAUGUACCAGGAGCCCAAGGCCGCGCCGGUGGAGGCCCACAUGUUCGACCUGGACUGCCUGCUCUCUGACAUCUCCGACACCCUGUUCACCAUGACUCAAAAGCCAUGUCCCUGGGCCGGUGACCAUCAAGACACAUACACAAGCAAUGCUGAUAUAAUCCAGCCAGGCCUGACUCCACUGCAGCCCAACCUAGACGAUUUCAUGGAUAUACCAGAUAUCUUUAUGAACUACCGGGGCCAGCCCACAGAGCAGACUGGUUUUGCUGAUUGUGGCUAUUUUGAGUGCACAUCCAGCGCAGAGUUUGCUCCAGUCCCCUCCCCUGUGGUCACAGCUCCUCAGCUACUCAUCGACCCCCAGCUGGCUCAGCCCAAUCUCUCAUCUGACAAUUUGUCUCAGCCCUCUUCAUCCAAUACCCGGCCAGACCAGACCAGGCCACACCAGGGAUGCGGUGAAUACCAAACAUCGGGCAUCAUAUCAGGUGCCAUGCCAUAUGGACCCCAGUCGUACUCUGAUCCGCCCGUUUCUAUAGCAUACACCAGCAGCAUCGAGCAGCUGGCCUCUUCGAGCGUUCCUUUUUUGUACCCACUUCCAUGCCACAAAUUCGGUUACUACACCACGACCAGCGUGACCCCCACUGUCAUCACCCACACCGCCUCCACCAUGGGCGCCCAGGGCUCUGUGCACCAGGCUCACGGCUACACUCACACAGGGGACGCGUACCCCCUGACUCCCUGCCACUCUCUCAGUUACCCGGCCGCUGUGUCUGACCCGGUCCACACUGCGCUGCCCUCUGUCACCGCGGCCCACUGCUUCUCCGUCCCGGAGCAGGUGGCUGUUACAGGGGUCAGAGGGAAGCACAAGCAGAAGACAGGAGGAGUGAGGGCAGCCGGUCCCCCUGUUGCUCCGUCUGGCCCCCCGUCCACUGCACCCACACCCACUAGCUGCCUGGCUCAGCUGCUCUCCUCCGGCGCACGGGAACGGAAGCCAUCAUUAGGAUUUGAUGCUACUCUGGUGGCAGCCAAAGGUCAGAGGUCAUCAUCUCCCAGCUCCUCGCAGUCAAGCAGCAGCACGCAUGUCGGAGGAGCUUCAUCACAGCAGCACCAUGGGGCCGGAUGGCCUGCGGGGAUCCCGGUGUUGACGCCUCUGCACAGCCAGAGCGCCACCCUGGGUCACAGUGGACCACACGCCAGCACCUCCAGAGGCUCGGCGGUGUCCGCCCUGCUCACCCACGGCUCCGCGCACACGGGUACCACCCUCCUCAUUCCCAAGACGGAGAAACUGUCUCCAGUCCAGCUCUACAGCACGGACAGGAGCAGCUUAACAGUCCAUUUUCCAGGACAUCCAGGCCAAACAUCACCACCAAACCCGAUAGAGAAGGUCUCCAACCUCGAGUCCUCACAUUCAGGCUUCUCAGUUCUCGGAAAGAUAGAAUCAAGUAAGCAAACAGAGACCAGGAGGAUAACUCACAUCUCUGCAGAGCAGAAGAGGCGUUUCAACAUCAAACUGGGUUUUGACACUUUACAUAAUCUUGUGACAACACUCAGCUCUCAGCCGAGCAUAAAGAUCAGUAAAGCCACCACGCUGCAGAAGACGGCUGAGUACAUCAGCAAGAUGCAGCAGGAGCGAGCUCAGCUGCACGACGAGGCUCAGAGGCUCAGAGAGGAGAUCCAGCUCCUCAACUCUGCCAUCAAUGUGUGCCAGCAGCAGCUACCGGCCACCGGUGUGCCCAUCACGCGCCAGCGCUUCGACCACAUGAGGCAGAAGUUCAGAGAGUACGUCCAGGCGCAGACGCUGCAGAACUGGAAGUUCUGGAUCUUCAGUAUCAUCAUCGAGCCGCUGUUUGAGUCCUAUAACGGGAUGGUGUCCACCGCCAGCAUGGAGGACCUGUGUCGAUCCACUCUGUCCUGGCUGGACCAACACUGCUCCCUGCCCGCGCUCAGACCCAUGGUUCUGAGCUCACUCCGUCUCCUGAGCACCACGACAGCCAUCCUGACGGACCCCAGCGUGCUGCCGGAGCAGGCCGCCCUCGCCGUCACCCAGGGCAACCCCGCCGCUGUCCUGGACCAAUCCUUACAGCCCGCCACCCGGGACAGCACACACCCCAUGUGACCCUGAAGAGCAGACUCGGUUGACACUUGAACAGGAGACAACAAGUCAGAGGACAGCACGUGGACUGAUUAAUAAAGACCCAACCCCUCAUCUCGGAGACUUUUUCAUAAUGCAUAAUCACAUUCCAAUAAAACUCGCCAGCCGCAAAAAGAAUGUAUUCCACUACACCCAAGAAUCAGAGGAGCUAUAUGCGAUCUGUGUGUAAAUUCUGUUGAGGGUUUACCACACUUGUAACAUACACUUGUAAGUAUUUCUCUGCCUUAAGAUAAUUUUCUCGGAAAGCGUUACGAGUCACUGUGACUGUCAAUAAAAUGCUUAAUUUACUGUUAAAAUAA